AUGUCAGCCUCAUUCUUCAACUUCACCUAUAGCUACUACAUCAACUACCACAACAAUCACAUCUUUCACUUCAACUUCAACUACUACUACAUCAACUACAACUACCGCUACAACUGCAUUUACAACUACAACUACAUUUACAACUACAACUACAACUACAUUUACAACUACAACUACAACUACAACUGCAUUUACAACCACAACCACAACCACAACUGCAUUGACAACUACUACUGCAUUUACAACUACAACUACAACUACAACUGCAUUUACAACUGCAUCUACGUAGUAUCACAGCAACAGCACAUUCGCCAUGACCGACAUGUAAACAUGUUUACGCAUGCGGCCUCUGGCUAG
This is a messenger RNA of Guillardia theta CCMP2712, 357 nucleotides long. RefSeq lists its product as hypothetical. The transcript is spliced from 2 exons. The record is from RefSeq and is a predicted model, not a curated record. Bases 1 to 357 code for a protein of 118 amino acids. Lineage: Eukaryota; Cryptophyceae; Pyrenomonadales; Geminigeraceae.